Molecule: messenger RNA, 645 nt
Organism: Didymella exigua CBS 183.55
Lineage: Eukaryota; Fungi; Ascomycota; Dothideomycetes; Pleosporales; Didymellaceae
Exons: 2
Coding region: 88-324 (78 amino acids)
Source: RefSeq, a predicted model, not a curated record
CUCACAUCGCGAGUCGCAGCUUCACGAGCAGCUAAAGAGCCAUUGAGGCCGUUGUACAUACCGUAAGCAAUCCACAGCACCUACGCCAUGUCCGCCGCGAAUCCGCGCUUCUACAGCCAGCCGCUGCGCUACCUCAAGUGGGCCUCGAUCAACAAGCCCGCCUAUUUCUACAGCAUCAUCGUUGGAUGUGCGGGUCCGGCUCUCGUCUUCACUGUCCCGGGCAUCAGGCGGUACUUUGGCGAGGAGCCGAUUGCGAAGAUCCCUCUCACAUACCCGGUUCCCAGGGGACAGAGGCCGAGGCCGACUGGGUUCGAAGACGAGUAAAGGGAACGAGUAAAGGGAAAGAACAGGGGGGAGGAGAGCGCUGAAUACCAAUGAGGGAGAGCGCAUGAGAACGAGAGCGAGGGGACCCGAACAGGAGAAUACAGUAUAUUGUGCAAAGAUCAGUUUCAUUCCGUCAAGCCAUUAUUCCUGAAGUAAGUUGUGCUACUAAAGUCCGCAAGGUCGUCAUACAUACCAAAACUAGGAGCCAUCCGCCCACACCGGGCUGUUCAUCUGAACUUUUCAAAUCCAGCCUGGAGGACUUCUUGCCCACCAGAACUGCAAAACCGACUCCCAAAUCCGCACUCGAUGGCUGCAAUGCGC